AUGUUUGAAAGGCCAAUUCCUUCGUCGUCAUUGGCAUCCACUUAUUCACCCAGAAGAUAUGGUGUCUAUGCAGUGCUUCAUCCCUCACAACCAUCUCCACCUUCCGAUUUGUUUUAUGAAUUUCCAAUUUUUUUGCAGUUAUUGGAUCGAUACAUUCAUUCAGAAAUCAAGAGUGUUGCAACCGAUCAUCAUCAUUUGGAGUAUGGUACUCAACAUAUUUGGGGUAAUUUAUUUCACGUUACGUUGGUAGGAUUUACAGAAAUGCCGGCUCAUGAUCUUGAUGAUCUCAAGAAAGUGUUAUCGGAGAUGGAAAAUGUUGGAACUCGAGACCACAACGAGUCCGAAGAAAUUACUUUAAAGUGGAGAAUGAGUCAUGAUAAAGAACAACCAUUACUCGAUUUUAGGGUCAUGUUCAAAAAUCAGGGAUUUGUUGAGAUUGUUCAAAAGUUGUCUGAAAUGGAAUUUUACAAAAUUGAACAUCACAGAAAACGACUUCGGCUUAAAAACGAUUAUCAUGCUUCAUUGUUAUCCGACGUAAAACCUUGUAAGAAGGAUGAGAUUGUGAAUUUCUUUUCCAAAUAUAGGGAUUUACUACCGAACAUUUAUGCAUGCCUAGUGGAUGACUCCGAUGGCACUUGUCAACAAAUUAUUUCGGACAUGUUCAAAAAUUUGAGGUGGUGUCUGAAAAUUGUGAGCUAUGACAAUGUCAAAGAACCGCUUGAAAGAUGGAAAGAACACGACACAUUCAUCAUGUAG
Molecule: messenger RNA, 756 nt
Organism: Naegleria fowleri
Lineage: Eukaryota; Heterolobosea; Eutetramitea; Acrasida; Naegleriidae
Exons: 1
Coding region: 1-756 (251 amino acids)
Source: RefSeq, a predicted model, not a curated record